This is a messenger RNA of Spizellomyces punctatus DAOM BR117, 2677 nucleotides long. RefSeq lists its product as uncharacterized. The transcript is spliced from 5 exons. NCBI's taxonomy places the organism in Eukaryota, Fungi, Chytridiomycota, Chytridiomycetes, Spizellomycetales, Spizellomycetaceae. The record is from RefSeq and is a predicted model, not a curated record. Bases 131 to 2602 code for a protein of 823 amino acids.
UUUGGUACAGCUAGGAUGAAAGUCUGGUCAAAGGUGGUUUCGGGGAGACAUAGAGAUCCCUAAUCAUACGUGGCCCGUUACCGCCCGGAUGCCAAAUCCUUAACACUCUACAUCCCCCAGGAACCAAACAAUGAACAAUCAACCUUCCGAGGACACUCUCUUGGGCAGUGGUAUUCCAUUACCUCGGGCGCAACGGUACUAUACGCAUCGUGACGCAAGCAGUGUUGAAAUGCUACCAGAGGCGACCUUAUCGUCCGCUAAUGUGCGAUCACCUUUGGACAACGCCGUAUCACAAGCGACUGCAGCCCAUGAUGCAUUUCUUAUAAAACUUGGCUCCAGGGUCUCUCGGAUCGCCCGUGACGGCAGCAUCGUCCCAAUUGUGAACGGGAAAAAGAACAUGCCACUAACAGUUGCUCCAUCCAAACGCCUCGCACCUAGGGCUUCAUCCGCGUCGAUGCGUCGAUGGAAGAGUUCUCCAUCGAUUUCACAUUCUCUUAAACCUCGAGUAAAGUACAAAAGACUCUCCUCUAGAGGAAAAUCACGACAAGGGGACAACAGAGGGAAGAAGCAACAGCAAUCUGAGACAUCAGCUGUUAAAAGCGCUGAUGUGGACGUCAACAUGAUUGAAUCACAAUGGAGUUUAUCACAACCAACAGAGAGCCAUGUACUUACCUCCAGUGAGGAGAACAGGAAUGUUUUGAAACAGGACGCAAGUGUCAUGAACCCCACAGAGAAUAUUGCUUCUACACAAUUGCCCCACAUGCCUUCAACCACAACUCUCACGUCACCUGAAAUCACGCACGAUAUCUCGGAAAUACAAGCAACCUCCAACACCGAAGAAACUGAAAGCCUAAAAAGUGCAGCCCUGCGAGUACUGCGGAAAUACCCAAAUUGGUCCUUUCAGGCGAUGAAAGAGAUGACAGAAGCUGUGCAAUCGACUGUCUGGAAGAUGAAUGUAGAGGCAGCGUCAGAGAGGGAUGUGCAGAAGGAAACGUCACCAUCGCAAGACGGUAGUAAAGAUAGCGACAAUGACCAUGCCGAUUCCACUUCCAAAUCGAGCGUCUCUUUGAAUCCUGAUGAUUACGAUCUUCCCAAUCUUGAAUCUAUUCCAGUUCUCCGUCUCCCAAGUAUUCCCAAUACUCCUCAACCACUUGUACAGCAAAGGGAGGCCCCUUCCUAUGUUUAUGGUAAGCAGGCGGCAAACCAACCCGAACGGUCGCAUAACCAGCAAAGUGUCGUCCCAAGCAACCCACGGCCAUCCGCUUUCUCCUUCUCUUUCGUACCGCCCCACGCACAACCGAAACACCCUGCACACCAACAACCCCAAAGCCGGUCCUCAUCUCAAAGCUCCUAUGGAGGGAAUCCUUCUGCUAGGGCACUACAGCACUCAUCACUACGAGUUCGGAACGCCCCUGAAAACAAGCAAUACAAUAGCUCUCCAGCAUUGUCGACAUCGCGCCCAUCAGCAUCUCAUUUACCAAAGUAUCGGUCGCAGCCUACGCUGAAUGAUUACAGGCUGAGAGAAACAGCUGGCUUAUGGCCUGGGUGCCGUAAACCGGAUCACCAUGAGCCAUCAUCAGCACCUAGAUAUCCGUACGUCCUUGCAGGUCAAGAUCCAACCGUCUACACUUGCGGCACUACAGGAACGUUUGGAAUACGGAUGAACAUGCAGAGCCCAUACGCAUAUACCCCAUCCCCACACCAACCUAUCAUGCAACCACCAAAUACAUAUGCAGAGUAUGGAAGCAUGCCUUUGUUACCGCCUCUACCUGCCGCACGGCAAUCGGCAAGUACAUCCUUCACUCCAAUCCCUGCAGGUGCCAUGUCUCCCUCACUCGGUUCGCAUAUGGGAGCUCGUUCCCAUGCCAUCCCUUCCACCGAAACGGUUAGUUUACCUCCAAUACAUGAUCCACCACAAGGGCUUCAAAUUACCAAAACAAAUGUCGCAAGAGCAGCCGAAGAUCACGAACCUUCGACGAGGUCCUCAUCUGUAUCCCUCUAUCAACGUACGCCGCGACAGACCACAAAGAUCGUACAGCCGGUCAAACUAGGUGGAUUGGGCCCAGAUAUUGGAAGCGAAGAGUACAAAGCCAAGCUUGAAAAAUGGCAACGUCAAAAAGAGUAUGGCGCCCAAAUCCGAGCCAUCACACGCACCACUCCCCAUAACGUCUCCGAUUCAAGGAGUCAGCCCGAUCUCCGGCCGCACUCCCAAACUUCCACCGCAGCACGAGCACAUUCGGCACGAAGUGACUCUGGAGAUAAAAGAAUGAGUCCUUCUCCGUCGCCUCAGCAGAGACAGUCGGUCGCAGAAAAGGGAAGGAAGAAACAACCUGCGUCGGUUUUCAUUGGCUCUAAACUUGCGUCGUCUGACAAAUUGGAGCAAGCGAUUGCCAAGAGAGAAAAGAUGAAAGCCUACGCGUCCACCAUCAAGAAACCUACUUUAUGUCUCUCAUCAUCAUCUCCGGUAAGGACGUCCAGAGAGUCUGCAAAAGAUCUGACAGCGGCUGUUAUGGCAGAACAGGAUGAACUGCGACAAUUGGAGGAAGAGCACGAGAGAGGUCUGGAGGCUGUGGAAAACAUAAGAAAAGAACUGGGCUUGUGAACUAGAAUGGUGCGACUGGAUGAAGAUGAUUGGGAUGUUCAAAGGACGUUGGAUGGAAUUAUUUUUCGUUUUCAA